Molecule: messenger RNA, 1208 nt
Organism: Schizophyllum commune H4-8
Lineage: Eukaryota; Fungi; Basidiomycota; Agaricomycetes; Agaricales; Schizophyllaceae
Product: polysaccharide lyase family 3 protein
Exons: 4
Coding region: 176-955 (259 amino acids)
Biological process (GO): pectin catabolic process
Cellular component (GO): extracellular region
Molecular function (GO): pectate lyase activity
Source: RefSeq, a predicted model, not a curated record
GGCGAGCGAUGCAUGACCCAAGGCAUCUUCCUCUGUUCCAUAGGCUUACCCUCAGUCAACCUCACUUUGCUUGAAUCUUCGUUGUAUUCUGCUCCCUCCCUUCUUUUGACGCAGGCGCUCGUUCUUUGUUGAUUCGAUCUACUUUCGCUUCACCUCCAAAACGCACUCUCCAACCAUGUUCAGCACCAAGUUCAUCACCAUCGUCUCCCUCGCCCUUGCGGCGUCUGCUUCCCCCAGCCCCUCUAAGCGCAACGCCGUUGCGCGCGCCGCCAGCGCGACCUUCCCCGAGCCGCCCACCACCACCUCCCUCGACGAGCCCAUGACCAUCAAGGCCGGCGAGUCUUUCACCCCCGACCAGGAGUACACCCGCUUCGACCGUGGCACCAAGUGCGGCGGGCAGUCUGAGGGUGGCGACUCCGACGCAGUCUUCCUCCUCGAGGACGGCGCGUCGAUCAGCAAGGUCGUCAUCGGCGCCGACCAGGGCGAGGGCAUCCACUGCCUCGGCUCGUGCACGAUCACGGACGUCUGGUUCGAGGCGGUGUGCGAGGACGCGAUCACGAUCAAGCAGGAGUCCGGGACGUCGACAAUUAGUGGCGGGGGCGCGAAGGGCGCUGAAGACAAGGUCGUCCAGCACAACGGCGGCGGCACUGUCCGCAUCGAGAACUACUAUGUCGAGGACUUUGGCAAGCUCUACCGCAGCUGCGGCAACUGCAAGACGAUGUACGAGCGGCAUGUCGAGAUCAGCGGCGUCACUGCCGUCUCGGGCAAGCUCCUCGCGGGCAUCAACAGCAACUACGGCGAUACCGCCAAGUUCACCUCGUCCACCGCAUCCGAUGUGAAGGAGAUCUGCGAGGAGUUCGAGGGCAACGACAAUGGCGACGAGCCCACAUCCAUCUCCACCGGUCCUUCCGACGCUUGCAUCUACAAGGAGGGCGAGGACGUCAAGGAGGAGUAAACGUUCAUCGCAUUGAAAGCACGCUAUCUAUUCCCUACCUCAAGCCACCCUUUUUCACCAGUUCUCCCCUCCGCAUACCGUUUUCUAGCGACGCUAAAAUGCUGCUGCAGCGGCCGGUGGCUGCUGCGACAGAGCGAUUUCACAGUCACCGGUCUGGCUGUAUCGUUUGCAUGUUGAGGACUUCUGGUCUUUUGGCGGUAGAUACAUUUGUGCAUAACUUUGGGUACAACAACAAGCCUUUUUGUGCGAGGAA